GGGAGGUACUCGGUAAUCAGGUCAUGCUUGAACUUCUAAAGGGCGAUGACCCGAAAGCCCAAAUACAAUAUUUAAAGCCCAAAUACAACUUAGGGUUUUGGCCUUAUAACCUACAAGGAGUUAACAUUUCAGCAGCAUCAAUAUUAGUCUUCUCGAUUUAGGGUUUCUAUAUUCAUAGCGGCGAUUUCUCAGAAUUAGCAUCAUCGGCUAUCAACCAUGGUUGUCAAGCUUGAGGUUUGCCGUUUUAGUGGCGCCAAGAUAUACCCGGGUAAGGGUAUCAGAUUUGUUCGUGGAGAUUCUCAGGUUUUCCUUUUUGCUAACUCAAAAUGCAAGAGGUAUUUCCACAAUCGCCUCAAGCCCUCAAAGCUCUGCUGGACUGCUGUGUACCGAAAGCAGCACAAGAAGGACAUUUCUGCUGAAGCUGUAAAGAAGAGGAGAAGAACCACCAAGAAGCCAUACUCAAGGUCUAUUGUUGGAGCUACUUUGGAAGUGAUUCAGAAGAAGAGAAGUGAGAAGCCAGAAGUGAGAGAUGCUGCAAGAGAAGCUGCUCUUCGUGAAAUCAAGGAAAGGAUCAAGAAAACCAAGGAUGAGAAGAGGGCAAAGAAAGCCGAGGUGACAGCCAAGGCACAGAAGGUUACAGGUAAGUCGAAGGGUGCAGCACCUAAGGGUCCCAAGCUCGGAGGUGGAGGUGGAAAGCGAUAAACUGUUACCUAGUUUUAGCUUUGCGUUCAGUCAGAAUACUGUGCAAUUUUGGAUUUGAAUAUGUUUGGAAGUAGAAGUUUCUUAUUUGCGCCCCAAAUAUCUAUGUAUUUUGAGAUUUGCUUCAGUUAUGGGAGAUUUAUAUCGUCUCAACGUUUUUAUAUAUUGAGUUCUAAAUUUUGCUGCUAGAA
Messenger RNA from Amaranthus tricolor (Joseph's coat), 890 nucleotides. Its product is annotated as 60S ribosomal protein L24. Gene Ontology annotation, cellular component: cytosolic large ribosomal subunit. Lineage: Eukaryota; Viridiplantae; Streptophyta; Magnoliopsida; Caryophyllales; Amaranthaceae. Gene Ontology annotation, biological process: cytoplasmic translation. The coding region runs from base 217 to 702 and encodes 161 amino acids. Gene Ontology annotation, molecular function: mRNA binding; structural constituent of ribosome. The transcript is spliced from 5 exons. The record is from RefSeq and is a predicted model, not a curated record.